GCCUUCCUUGGUGAGCUGAUCAACCACUCACUGUACGUCGUUGACUGAUGCCAACCUCAUUCAGUACGGCAGACCAGCCGUCUCUCGCAACGCCAGCUCCGCCUUCUCCUUUCGCACUUCAAUGGCAAGGAUGUUCUCCACCGCCAGCACCGCCAACGACAUGGCCACCCGCCACCCCUCCGACUCCCACCUCCGCCGCCGCAAGAACAAGUCCUCGUCAGCCUCCGCAACAACCUUACCCUCCACCCCACUCCAAGACCGCACAAACCACCAUAUCAAUAAAGGCAGCAAUCCCGCAACCCCCACCGGCCACACAACCAGCACCUUCCUUCCCGAACUCCACAGCACCCCACCCAUGCCCACCUUCCAAAAACCCUCGACCCCCUGCCGACCCCACCCACACCCACAUCCACCAACCGACUCCACUACCACCCCACCACUCCAACACCAAGUCACCAUACAUCCAACCCCCAUCUCCGACCCAGGCCGUCCCCUCUACUCCCACCCCGGCACCAAAGUCAGCCCCGCCCUCGUCGCCGGCGUGGAAGAAACCCCACCCUUACCCGCCGGCUGGACGCAACAACACGACCGCGCCAUCUGCAUCCUCGACGUGCGGAAUUACUCGCUGAGUAACAUCGUUUCGAAAAUCCGCAGGGCUUUUCCGCAGUUGAGGGGGGUGCUGACGACGGGGAUGGUGGAUAAGCGGCUGAGGCAGUUGGAUCAAGUGGUGGAGAUUGAUUACUGGAAGGUUGGGUUGAUGGGGGCGGCGGACGGGAGUGGGGGUGGGAGUGGGAGUGGGAGGCCGGGGAUUGGUGGCAGGGGGAGGAGUGAGAGUCGGGUUACGCUUGGGGAGAACGUGGGGGUGGUCAGCAAAGCUGCAGAGCCAGCGGGAUCGAAGAGUAUGCCAAGCAAUAAUAUCGGCGCGACGCUGGUCAAGUCGCAGUCGCUGGUGGAUAUGAUCUCCUCUGAGACUCCAGCUACACCGCGUCUGACUCCGACCGAGCCGGGCGAACAGCUGAAAGCCAUGACUUACCGCCCUCCUCCUUCUGCUCCUCCCGUACAGUCUGGCCGUCUCGUCCGAGCUGCGUAAUAAUGGGGCAGGAGGAUGGAUGCUCGUAACCGAACUUACAGCACAGUGCAUGUAUCCGCACGCCAUGCUGACACUUCGAUUGCACAUGCCGCAUGUUCCGAGCAAAAAUUAUCAUCUGGUGUUUGCAUUCGCUCACGUGAAUGAGGUUAACGCAACGUCUUGGUGCGGGAAGAAGAGAUCUUUGAUAGCUUACGUGCAGCAAAUAUAUCUAAAAGAAAAAAGGUAGC
Baudoinia panamericana UAMH 10762 is the source of this 1317-nucleotide messenger RNA. RefSeq lists its product as uncharacterized. The record is from RefSeq and is a predicted model, not a curated record. Lineage: Eukaryota; Fungi; Ascomycota; Dothideomycetes; Mycosphaerellales; Teratosphaeriaceae. The transcript is spliced from 3 exons. Bases 122 to 1090 code for a protein of 322 amino acids.